Molecule: messenger RNA, 1109 nt
Organism: Melospiza georgiana
Lineage: Eukaryota; Metazoa; Chordata; Aves; Passeriformes; Passerellidae
Gene: PTPRCAP
Product: protein tyrosine phosphatase receptor type C associated protein
Exons: 3
Coding region: 1-807 (268 amino acids)
Cellular component (GO): plasma membrane
Source: RefSeq, a predicted model, not a curated record
AUGGACCAUUCUCCACCCCUGCCCCCGUUCCUCGGGCUGGGGGUUGCUCCUGGGAUCAAAGAUUACCCCCUGCACGCCCCAAUCCCUGUAGGGGGUGAGGGGGUGCAGGGCUCGGCCCCCCCCGCUCGGCACAUCCGCUGCACGGGGCAGGAAGUUGGGGGGGGCUCCCCCAUCUCGGAGCGCACCCGCAGCAUCGGGACCCGCUCUGGCUGCACCCCGCUGAUGGCCGCCCCGCGAUGGCACCCGCUGCUGCUGCUGCCGCUGCUGGCACUGCUGGCGGCGCCGGUGGCGGCCGGGGACCCCGCGGUGGCCCGCAACGACCGGACGGUGGCCGCGCUGCUGGGGCUGCUGCUGUGCCUGGCGCUGGGGCUGGCGCUGGCCUGGCACCACCUGUGCCGCCUCUCGGCCGGCCGCUACCACCCCCGGCCCCUGGGCCGCCGGGCGCUGCAGCUGCUGCGGGGACGGUGGCACCGGCUGCGCUCGCCGGGGGACCCCGCCGUGACCCGCGGGGACAGCCACGGAGAGGUGGCCGUGCGGGACGAGGAUGAGGAGCUGAUGCCAUGGAGCCUGGAGCGGCGGCCGCAGCAGCAGGAGGAGGAGGAUGAGCAGGAGGAGGAUGAGCAGGAGGAGGAGGAUGAGAAGGAGGAGGAUGAGGAUGAGGCUGAAGCAGCGCCGGAGGGCGGGGAGAGCCCCCUGAGUGAGGGGCAGGCGGCGGGGGGCAGCGCCGAGGCCCUGCUCAGUGACCUGCACGCCUUCUCGGGGACAGCGGCAUGGGGGGACGCGCGGCCACACGUCACCGCCUUGUGACAUCACCGGCCUGACGUCACCACCCUUUGAUGUCAUCUCCCUGUAGUGUCACCUCCCUGUAAUGUCACCUCCCUGUAGUGUCAUCUCCCUAUAAUGUCACCUCCCUGUAAUGUCACCUCCCUGUAAUGUCACUGCCCUGUAAUGUCACUGCCCUGUAGUGUCACCUCCCUGGAAUGUCACCACCCUGUAUUGUCACCUCCCUGUAGUGCCACUGCCCUGCCAGCAAAGGGACCCCUUCUCUGUCCCCUGCCAGCCCCCAGCCGAGGCUCCUGAUUGGCUGCAGGGGCCUUGUCCGAAUUUGC